This is a messenger RNA of Aegilops tauschii subsp. strangulata, 654 nucleotides long. Its product is annotated as BTB/POZ and MATH domain-containing protein 2-like. Lineage: Eukaryota; Viridiplantae; Streptophyta; Magnoliopsida; Poales; Poaceae. Gene Ontology annotation, biological process: protein ubiquitination. Gene Ontology annotation, molecular function: protein binding. The record is from RefSeq and is a predicted model, not a curated record.
AUGGCCACCAACUCCACCUCUGCAGCUAGCCAUGCCAAGUGCCUGCCGAAGACCUCGUCGAGAUGCAUCACCCCUACCUUCACCUCAACGCGUGAUUUCGAGAUCACCAUUUACCCACUGCUCGAAGGCAUCGGCGUCGAAAAGCUCGUCAGCUCGACCGUCUUCACCGUCGGUGGCUUCAAGUGGACAAUAAGCUUCUUCCCGGACGGCGUGAGACAUGGCAGUUUUGGCAACGCUUCGGCGUUCUUGAACUGCCUCAGCCCGGAAAAGGAUGUGAGAGGAAGGUUCACCUUGAACUUGCUGGGCAAAAGUGGAGCACAGGUUACGAAGUUUGACGAGAUAGAGUAUACCUUUACGGCCGAAUGCAUUUAUCGGGGCUAUCCUCGGUUCGUGGACAGAUCGAGGCUGAGAUCAGUGUCGCUUGAAAACAAUGGGAGUGUCACUAUCCGCUGCGUUCUCACCGUGAUCGGAGAACCCUAUACUGAGGGGAAACGUGCCAUUCUGCCGCCGCCUCCGCUGCCGAUUCUGUGUGACAGCAAGAAAUUUGUUAUCCGCAACUUGGCGGCACCCCUGAAGAAAUCCAAGCAUGCCAAGAUUGGACUUGGAGGCGAAGUGGAUGCUGUGCUCACAGAUUAUCUGUCCGGCUCUGCUUGA